AUCGCACUUCAUGGGCUGGGUGGCUCUGGGUAUGCACUCUUCAUUGAUAUUUCGGGGGUUUACUAACCUUGCUUAGAAAGACUCAGAUCGCCCUCGAAUUCGUUUAUCAGCAGGCAAGCGAGAGAGACUGUGAUGUUUUCUGGGUGCACGGGGGUGGGGUGCAAAAGUUUAGGGAGGGUUUCACAGCAAUUGCACAACAUGUUAGGAUUCCGCUAGCGAGCGCCGAGACGGACCAAGAGGGGUUCCUGUUAAACAUAAAGAGGUGGUUUGAAGGUUCGGCUAGCGGUGAUUGGAUACUGGUGAUUGACAAUGCCGACAACGAGGAGGACUUUACCGGCAACAGUGGCCCCAUCUCCAAAUUUGUACCACAAGGGCCUCGGGGUAAUCUAAUAUUCACCACCAGAUCUCUCCGGGUUGCAUCCUGGCAAGGUUGCGAAAGAUUAGAUAUUGGAAAAAUGGAGGAGGAUGAGGCGCGAGCCUUGUUCUUGAGACGCUUUGAUAGCCCGGACGGGUUGAAUGAGGAAGAAGAAAAAGAGGCCAUCACAAGGAUCCUAGAAUCCGUACAUCACAUCCCACUGGCUAUCGUUGGUGCAGCGGCCUUCAUGACAGAAACCCAAACACCGCCAUCCACUUACUGGGCUAUUUUCCAAGAAAGCGACGAACGAGCAAAGAGUCUCCUUUCACAGCCAUUUUGGGACAUCCAGCGGGAGGCGGAUAUAACUGAUAGCACCCUUGCGACGUACUUUGUUACUUUUGACCAGAUCACCCGGCAGUUGCCCUUAGCUGCCAAUCUUCUGCGCCUAAUCGUCUGCUUCGAUCGCCAGAACAUACCCGAACAGCUAUUGACCCAAAGUGGUUUGGAAGAGAUAGAUGACCCAAUUCAAUAUCGUCAGGCUAUUGGAACGCUAUUGGGAUUUUCACUAGUUACCGCUGCCAAAUUUGAGGACAAGACAUUUUACGAGCUUCACCGUUUAGUCCAACUGGCUUUACAAGUCUAUUUACCAACCGAAGAGUUGAAAUUGUGGAGGGCCACUGCGCUGAAAGCGGUUUCAAGGCUAUUCCUUCCGGAUGAGAACACGGGGAGAUAUCUUGGUUCUGCAUACAUUCCCCAUGCAAUUGUAGUAACCAAAGAUUCAACUGAUCCCAUCUCAGAAGAGAUUUGUUUCCGCCUGGGAUACUACUUUGACGAGAUUGGUUUCUACAACGAUGCAGAAAUUCAAUUGCGUCGAUGUCUUGCACUCCGGGAAGAGAAUAAAGAGCAUGAUUGGGAUGGGGAGCGUUACCAGAGGGUUAUGCACCUGGGUUGGAUAAGCAUAAUGCAAGGAAAGGCGGAAGUAGGCGAGAAGAUCUUGAGGGAUUUAUUAGAGGAGGUUGAAGGAUCGUGGGGCCCAAAUAGUCACAGUGUCAUGGGGGUCGCCCACAACCUGGCUGCGGCGCUACAAUGCCAGGGAAAGUAUGAUGAGGCAGAGAUAUUCAACCGGCGCGCACAAGAGGGACACGAGAGGAUUCUCGGUCCUGACCACCCAGACACCUUAAGAAGCGUCAACAACCUGGCUACUCUUCUGCAAAAGCGAGGAAAGUACGACGAAUCAGAGUCGAUGCAUCGGUGUGUACUAGAGGGGCACGAGAGGAUUCUUGGACCUGACCACCCAGACACCUUGUCCAGUGUCGACAACCUAGCUAGCAUGCUGGGGGACAAGGAAAGUACGCCGAAUCAGAGGCGAUUCAUCGGCGUGGACUGGAGGGGCGCGAGAGGAUUCUUGGACCUAACCACCCAGACACCCUCGGAAGUGUCAACAACCUUGCUAUUACAUUGCGACGCCAAGGAAAGUACCACGAAUCAGAGACGAUGCAUCGGCGUGCACUGGAGCAGCGCGAGAGGAUUCUUGGACCUGACCACCCGGACACCCUGUCAAGCGUCGGCGGCCUGGCUAGUGCUCUGGCAGAAGAAGGAAAGUACGCCGAAUCAGAGACCAUGCAUCGGCAUGCACUAGAGGGGCGCGGGAGGAUUCUUGGACCUGACCACCCAGCCACCCUGCGAAGCGUCAACAACCUAGCUAAUGUGCUGGGAGACCAAGGAAAGUACGUCGAAUCAGAGACGAUGAAUCGGUGUGCACUCGAGGGGCGCGAGCGGGUUCUUGGACCAGACCACCCAGACACCCUGUCAAGUGUCGGCAACCUUGCUAUUACGCUGAGCGACCAAGGACAGUAC
Tuber aestivum (summer truffle) is the source of this 2212-nucleotide messenger RNA. The record is from the annotation of a GenBank genome assembly. Lineage: Eukaryota; Fungi; Ascomycota; Pezizomycetes; Pezizales; Tuberaceae.